CACCUCGCCCCUCUUGUUUGUCAACCUAACGCCGCGGCUGCUGCUGCUCCCAUUACCUCCGGGCUGAUAGCGUCUCCAGUGCAGAGCAAACCCGAACGUCCGCCCGCAAGGUGCUCCUUGUUCCAAGAAAAAUGUCUUACCUACUUAUCUAGCACGCCACUGGCCGACCCAGUAUACGGUAAACGAAUAGUUCCGAGUUAUUCAGAGUUUUUAGCUCUUCUUGUCGACAACUCCAAGCCUAACUCCGCGGACGAUAGAGCCAAGUCGGAUGUAAUUGCGCCGACCGUCUGUGAUUAUCGCAUGUUGCUUCAAAGCGGUUGA
This is a messenger RNA of Trichoderma gamsii, 321 nucleotides long. RefSeq lists its product as hypothetical. The transcript has a single exon. The annotation marks the transcript as partial. The record is from RefSeq and is a predicted model, not a curated record. Lineage: Eukaryota; Fungi; Ascomycota; Sordariomycetes; Hypocreales; Hypocreaceae.